Messenger RNA from Ruditapes philippinarum (Manila clam), 2446 nucleotides. RefSeq lists its product as uncharacterized. The transcript has a single exon. Gene Ontology annotation, molecular function: zinc ion binding. NCBI's taxonomy places the organism in Eukaryota, Metazoa, Mollusca, Bivalvia, Venerida, Veneridae. The record is from RefSeq and is a predicted model, not a curated record. The coding region runs from base 109 to 1839 and encodes 576 amino acids.
UGUUUGGACUAAUUAUUGUGAGUACACGAGAUAUAACAAUUAAGGUUGUCUUAUGACCGCAUUGGAGUAAUGCACUGGAAAGAAUAACGUUGUUUUCAAUUGAAAAACAUGGAGGUAUCCGGAAAGACCAGAGAUAGAGCUCAAGGUCUUACGUCAUCUUCGGGAUCGUCUAAAUGUCAUGGAGUUUUGUGUCAACCUUGUUCAAGCGAAGGGGAGAGUUUUGAAGCCGAUGGUUUCUGUCAGAACUGCCAGGAGUAUCUUUGUAAAACAUGUAUCAAAUAUCAUCGCAAAGUAACUGUCAGUAAGCAUCAUACUGUUCUUGAUAAGGGUAAUAUGCCGACAAAUGUUGAACAACACACUUUCAAACAAAUAUGUACUUUAACCUGUGAUAAGCAUAAAUUAGAGAUAAUCAAGUACUUCUGCAAAGAACAUGACACAUCUGGGUGCGAGAAUUGCAUGGUGAUUGGCCACAAAACGUGCAAGGUUGAGUUUAUCCCGGAUAUAGCCGACGAAUUUACAAACGGAGAGGAAUAUAAAGCUAUUCUGGCUAAACUAGAGAAGCUCCAAGCAAAGGUUGAUUCCAAGAUAAUGGCAACAGAGAAAAGUAAGAAAGCAUGUGCUGAAGAAUUUGUUUUUGCAAUUCAAGAAAUCAAAAGGUUUCGAAAGGAGAUUGAAGAUUAUCUAAGCAAGAUGGAACAAUCAAUACUAAAGGAAUGUGAACGUCUCACUAAAGAAAAUGAAAAAAGUAUUAUUGAAAAUGAGGAUUUCCUGAAAACUAUCAAGUAUGAACUUGAUGACAUUGCUGAAUGUUUUACGUCACACUCAAAGAAAACCGCUGACCUGUUUGUUGAAGCAAAGCAAACAGAAGCUCGACUGAGUCAGUUAGAGCAAGACAUGAAACAAAAUGUAAAUACGGUAUUCACUGAGCAUAUGUUUGUAUGUAACAGUAAUUUGGACGCGAUGGUUUCUGAAAGUUGGGCUCUGGGAAAACUUUCUUCACAUACUUCUUGUUACAAUCCUUCAAAGGAAUGCAGCAUUGCUGUAUUUAAACCAGUAUUUUCUAGUGAAAUAAAUGUUCAUUCAAAUGCUGACAAAAACAAUGCCAUUGUUUCAAACAUGCUUCCUUUAUCAUCAGACACAUUUUUAUGCGUAGAUAAUAGAAACAAGUCCGCUUUAAUGUUAGACAUGAAACAAAAAUGUAUUUCUUCACGGAUUAUCUUGAAAUGUAUGCCGUGGGAUAUUACGCUCGUAGCCACUAACCAGAUUGCUGUUACAUUGCCACAUUUGGAACAAAUUCAUCUUAUCUCAAUAAUUGAUGAGAAACUGACACCAUUCAGGGAAAUUAAAGUCAGCGGAGAAUGUAGAGGGAUAGCUCACUACCAGAAUACAUUGGUGGUAUCUUUUGUCGAUCCACCAAAACUGCAAAUUUUGACACUGGACGGAGUUGUUGUACGCAAUAUUACAGCUGCUACUUUAGGUUGGCCUGGUUGUGUAGAAGUUAACGUGUGUGGGAGUAGUUUCUUUGUAUCUGAUUAUAGAAAGUCUUCAUUGAUGAAAUUUUCGUUUGAUGGAAAAUUACUUGCAACUUAUCAGGACGAAAGUUUUCAGGAUCCGAGGUCAUUUACCGUUUGUGAGGAUGGUUCAGUUCUUGUUUGCAGCAGUGGAAAUAAUACCUUACAUCUAGUUUCGCAGGAUUGCAGAAAAAUCAAAAUCUUGCCGAUUGAGACAGAUAAGCUCGACUGUUUGCAGUCUGUCUGUUUUGAUGAUGCAACUUCCACUUUGUAUCUUAGUAACUAUUCUGGAAACUCCAUCUUGGUAUACAAGAAGGCAUUGCUUUAACGACAACUGUUCUAGAUUACGCUACUGCAUGUGAGCUUUUCUUAAGUAAAGGCAAAGUCAGUCAGUUAGUUAUAGAUACUUACAUAUUCUUAUCAUUUUUGUGUCAGAUAUUUAGAAAAGAAUAAUGGUAUACCCUAAAAAAUUGACCUUUGUUAUUUCACAGGAUUUCCGUCUUGUUUAUUUCUAAUUAAUUAAGGUAGCCCAUGGGUAAUGGGAACCAUAAGGAACUGUAAAAUUGACAAUAUAGGAUAUUUAUAUGUCUUCAAGGUCACCUGUAUGCAAAAUUUAAAUAAAAUUUACCUUGUGGUUUAUGAGUUAUGGAUAUAUUUCUGAACUAAGACUUUGCCAUUAGAAGGGCUUAUUUUCAGAAAUGAGGAAACUAUAAAUAAUCUGUAAUAUCAUCAUUAUAAAAAUGUUUUUCUAUUGCCCAUUGUUAAGAAACAAUAAUAACAUUCAGGUAACAAAUUACACAAAAUGUUUGUUUCUAAACAAAAUGUUCUUAAUAUGUAUAAAAAUGUUACCCUACCCAACCCACUUUAAACACUAAUUUUACCAUUUCCCUAUCUAAAAUGCCUUAUUCAAAAUAUUUCUAAAAUUUACCAUAAUG